Amoebophrya sp. A25 is the source of this 3840-nucleotide messenger RNA. Lineage: Eukaryota; Dinophyceae; Syndiniales; Amoebophryaceae. The record is from the annotation of a GenBank genome assembly.
AGGUGCAGUUUUUCUGAUAUGGAAAAGGAGUAAGCGACUUCCCCUCCCAGAACCUGCGCUUUUUUGCAAUUUUCAAAAAGAAUAAAAACUAAGUAGUUGCUACUUCAAGUCCUCAGGCCGUUCCAAGUGUCCACAAUACAAAGUGUCAGCGCAUAAAAAGAAGUCAAUAAAGGAAUCAGAGUCGUAUUCGAACUCCUCAGUAAGCUUUUUUGUGUUUCUUUCUUUCUUUCUCCAACAUGAUAGAUCUCAUAAGAAUCGCCUUCCCACAUUUACAGCGUAUUUUUUGAACGACAAGCACCUACCGGCACGAUCAAAGUGAACAGUAUCACAUACAAAAUACAACCACGCUCCCAGAGUAGUCGCGUCGCCUCUCAGCAUUUAUUAUUGCAAAAAUAUCAGACCACUCCAGGAAUCAGCCUUGUGGCUUUUAAAUAGAGGAGACUUUGAGAAAAUUUUGGUCGCGGGCUAGCGUAGCGUCUAAGUAAAAAUCCAAUGGGUAGUAGAAACUCCCCAGCAUCUAAGUAAAAGUCCAGUGUGGUGCAUAGAGUAACUGUUGUUCAUCUUCGUUAUCAUUUUUGUUUACAGCUAUAGCUAUACCUAAACUAGAUAGUUAUAGUUUAGGAGAAAGUAGGCUAAUAUAAUAGUAGCUUUGUUGAUUGUCUUUUUCGUCCAUAGCUAGAAGGCAUUUCGUUCCCAGUGUUACAGCUUUCAAAAGGUUAUCACCUCUCGUUCGAAGUCGAAUAAAGACAAGAUGGUGGCCUAUAACCAAGACGGGCGUGCUGAGGUUACGACCAGACGGUGGCACAACAACGAGGAGGCUGAGCCGUGGGUGACGCCACAUGUCACGGCCAACAUCCCGCGGCAUGCGCACCGCAGCCCGCCAUCUGUUCAGACCAAACCGAGUCUCCCGCCUACGCUUCCGCCUCUCCUGCCAGAACGGUCGCCGCCUCGUCUAUCAGGACUUUCGCCGUCAGCUACGCGCGGUGAUUUCCAGCCCCGCCUUGGUGCAGAACAGCUGCAGCCGUAUGGCCCGCCCCCAUCUGUGACGCCGCUGCAGCUGCAGCAGCUCGCCUCGAUUCCUUUUGAAGGAUGGGCGCCGACGCCUCACUUGCAGUCUGGUCUAGUACAGCAGCCGUUUUUUCCGUACCUCCAAGCCCCAGCAGCUUCGAUACUUCUGCUGCAGCAGCUCCCCUUCGUUCCUUUCGAGGGGUUAGCGCCGCCUGAGCAAAUGUUUGCGUUUUUGCAGCACAGUUGUCACAGCGCGGACGCUCUGCACUUUCCGGAGCGACUGAUAUCUUGCUUUACUUCGCUGCAGCUUGGUUUGAUGCCACUCUGUUUGCCGUCGAUGUCUGAUGUGUUCAUGGCGGCGCCGCAGAGCAACCAUUGCUACGGCUCGACCCUGCUCGAGAAUCGACCAGAUCAGCAGAGCAGCGCCGGAAGCGGAAGGUAUUGACAAAAUUCAUUCUGAUAGAAUUUGGCACACACUUCUUCAAACAGUCCCUUCUAGUGUUCGUACUCCACCAGCGCUAACUAUAAUCAAACUCAUUGUAGAUAUAACUUUGCUCUUUGUAGAAGCAGCAGCCCGUGUAGUUGAAGUUUCACUAGUAGAACUAGAAGUGGCUAUAGGACGAGUAGAAACAAGUGUCACGAUUGUCGUACUUAUUCUGUUGACCUCAUCUACUUACCUCAGGGAUUCAUUGCAGCUGCCACCCAAUACAACUAUGAUGCUGGGCAGCGUCGAUGGGAGUGGGCCUGGCGCCAGCAGUCUCAGCCGGGGAGCCAUCAUCGAUCAUCACUCCAGUGCUACAAUUAGAAUUACGCAUCAAGCAGCUGCUCACUCUCAAGCGCAUCGAGGGCCGGCGCCUCCUGGUGCAGAUGAUGCUGGAAAACGCCGAGAAGGUGCAAACGAGAUAGCAGAUGGUGAGCAUCUGAUAGACACGACUGUCGCCACAUUUGCGCCGCGUGAGCGACUCGCAAACUUCUGGCCACAGAUGUUGGCGGAGACUGGCACAGGCGAUUCUAAUGAGACAAGAACGGGAGGCACAACGUACCGCCCAAGACGGUCGCGCCUGUUUUCGAACUCAAGCAUCAAAAGCCAUGCUUCUAUUUUGGAACUGCAUGGCGGACCUUCAUCAUGUCAGGCGACCACGCUGAAAAUCUACGGAGAUAAAGAGUCUACCAGAGGUUCUUCAAACUGCGACAAGGAGACGAAGAUGAGCAGCCAGGAUUUUCGCAGCAUCAACGCGUUUGCGAUUCUUGCUCUGGGCGACGACUCUGAGAUAGAGAAGGACUCCACGACCACGAAAUCCGCCGAAAAGCUAGUAGUUGAUCACACGGGUAGCAGCAGUGUGGCUGGCCGUUCGCAGUGCUGUUCCUCCUCCGAGAGGAAUAGUCGAAAUGCGAUGCGCCAGGAGUCUGCAGAAGCGAAGUCAUGCCGGAGAGCGAAAAAACGCCACGCAAGAGGCUACCUGAUGAAGAGGCCGCAGAAGAGGAAGGCGAAGCGGCAGGCUAGCCAUAAAGAAGAGACGACCAGGCAAACAAAAAAGAAUGACGAGGCGGGCACCAAGGAGCAAGAGCAGGAGAACGACCUUACCACGAGAAGCAGGCAGGGGGCCUGUCCUCCAUGCUGGGCGUUUUGCGUGGCGUCCUUUUCGGGUCUUGUUCCGUACAGCUACGGCAGCCCCCUCUCGUCCACCUCGGUCCAUUUUGCGCGGAUGCUGGACCGAAACAGCAGCAGCGCUGUGGCCUUACCAAGUACCAGCGCCCAACAAAAAACGUGGUCGAGCAAAAUGAAGAAACCAGUCCACCAAGCCACGGCCAAGUCGAGCUGCAAUACGAUGACGAAAUCGGCCCCAAAUCUUCAGUGCAGCGCCAAUCGCUCUCCCCCAACAGAGGGGCACGCAAGUAGCUGCUCCUUGCACGACGUGGAGCUGGUCACCAACAUGGGCAACUACAGGGUGACCAAAUUGUCAGGCGCUUUGUCGCAAUCGGGUGCGCUACUGUUGCACGUUCGUACUACAGUCUUUGCUAACGUCUUGCGGCGCAUUAUUGCUACUCUUGCUGAAUUUUCGCGCCAACAUCUUCUGCCCGUCUGGACUAGUGUGUUGGCACUUUCGAACACGGCUGCUGCUGUCAUUGGCGCGCUCGCAUUUCGUGGACUUGCAAAGAGUGCUUCCGCUGGUUCUUUCGUCCUUCGUGGCUCUACGGUGGUCGACGUCAGCUCCAGAUGGACGAAUCAGCCACAGGCCAGAUUCACGGCCUGGCGCAAGCAGUGCGAAAGCAGUGUGCUGGCGAUGGGUUCCGCUGGUCUGUCACGUUUUGCAUUGUUGUUGCUGCUGGGCCUUCUCGUAUCUUGCGGAAUGGCGGCGAGAGGGGGCGCCCAUGUCGGCGACCAAGACCAGUGGUGGCAGGCUCAGAAGCAAUUUGAGGACCUUACGAAAAGUUCCACCACAUUGCCGGCCACCUGCAAUAGGGUAAGAGGCUACGGCGAAUGGCACUCUGCAUGGCUACGUUUUACUUUUCCGGGCGACCCCAUUUUGGGUUCGCAGAACUGGGCUUUUAGCUUGGUCCCAGCGGACUUCACCAAAACCAAGGCAGACCCGCUAGCGUUGUCGGCUCUUCGGCAGGCCGUCGGUGACGAGGAGGGGACGACUACACCGUCGGACGAAGCAGGGCAAAAACCUUCGCGCGAGAGCGAGUACUCUGCUAAAGAUUGCCCAUUCUGAUGCUGGCCACCUCUGUCUCCUAGCGUGUCCAUUGAUAGAGCCACAGCAAAGGAGGCAGCACGGCUCUGCAAGUUCAAAUGACUACCACGGCGCGAAAAUUGGGCGCGUUUUUCAU